GCCCCCCACAUUCUACAUCCGCAGUAACAGCGAAAUUCCACUUCCUAUCUAGCAAAAGCACUUCAUUUUUCGCUACACCACCACCUUUUCCUUUUUUAUUUUAAUUAAUUUUCGUUCUUUCUUUUGCGUUUUUAAAGUCCAAGCUAGCUUGUACAAUGGAGGAGGAGAGGAAUCAAAACCAAAGCGUGGUGAGUGGGGAAGAGGGGAGAGAGGUGGAGGUUAAAGACCGGGGUUUGUUCGACUUCAUGGGGAGGAAGGAGGAGAAGGAGAAGGAGAAGGAGAAGAUCGAAGAGGUGGAUUUGGUCGCAGGAAUGGAGAAGGUUCGCGUCGACGAGGUCGAGGACAGGAAGGAAGAGGAGAAGAAGAAGGAGGGCUUCUUGGAGAAGCUCCACCGCUCUCACAGCUCUAGCUCUAGCUCUAGCGCGUCGAGCGAUGAGGAGGAAGGAGGAGAGGGAGAGAACAAGGAGAAGAAGAAAAAGAAGAAGGGGCUAAAGGAGAAGAUCAAGGAGAAGCUCGGGGGCGGCGACAAAGAAGAGGAGCCCAAAGGAGAAGGGGAGAAGGAGACGGUACAGGUGGUGGCUCAAGAGGAGUUCGUAGAAGCAGUCCCCGCUUACGACGACGACACCGCGGUCACAGUGGAGGUUGUGGAGGGGACGGUGAAGCUCGACGGAGCCCCGGAGGGUGGUGAGAAGAAGGGCUUCUUGGAGAAGAUCAAGGAGAAGCUCCCCGGCCACAAGAAGCCCUGCGAAGAAGCAGCAGCCCCCACCGUCGAAACUGCGGCGGAGUGCGCCAAGGAGAGUCAUGAUACUGUGGCGGAUGCUAAUGAAGGGUCGAAGGAGAACAAGAAGGGCUUCUUGGGUAAGAUCAUGGAGAAGUUGCCUGGGUACAACAAGGGUGGCGAGGAGAAGGAGAAGGAAACCGAGAAAACCAGCGCUUGUAACUAGGUGUGGUUCAUGCAUGGUGAUCGAUCACCUGAUCAUCUUAAUUUUUAGCACAUGCUUGGUUUUGUUGUGGGUAUGUAUGUUUGUGUUUUGUGCAUGCUUGGGUUGUGUAGGUUGGUUUUGAUCUGCUUGGUGGGUCUCGUGAUAAUUAAGCCGUCUGCUACUUUUUUACUCUGAUGUUGUUUUUUUUUUUAUUUUUGGUUUUUUUUUUUUUUGUGCUGAAGCUGUGGUUAAAAAUGUGAUCGGAUAUAUGGUCGUAUUCUUGUACUUCUAUAUAUUCACUGUGAAUUAAUGCAUAUAUAUAUCAGUGCUUAAUUAUAACUGUUUA
Ananas comosus (pineapple) is the source of this 1269-nucleotide messenger RNA. RefSeq names its product dehydrin COR410-like. The transcript has 2 exons. Bases 156 to 944 code for a protein of 262 amino acids. Gene Ontology annotation, biological process: response to water. Lineage: Eukaryota; Viridiplantae; Streptophyta; Magnoliopsida; Poales; Bromeliaceae. Gene Ontology annotation, cellular component: membrane. The record is from RefSeq and is a predicted model, not a curated record.